GUUAAUAACGUAUCACACAAAGAAGAACAAUGAAGUUUUUAUUCUGCUUGACAUUUAUUGCUGUGAUUUUAAUCUCCUACAAUUCCUACACAACUGGAGCCAGGGUUUGCAUUAUAAGCGUCGCUAAUUGUACCGCCACAAACACGACAACAGUUUGCGGUCGUUACGGCCGGUCCAACCUGUGUGCCAGAUUCCGAAACAGCUGCGCUUACAACACCGCCAAUUGUAACAGCAACGUUGCGUACACCCGAGUAUCGAGUACGUACUGUACUGGUAUAUCGACCGGCACACGUCGCCGUUGCUAUGGCACCUUCUCAGGCUCCUCUACUGGCAUACUCUCAUCGCUUGGCAUAAGUGCAAGCAAUACUGUAUCUCCAAUUGUUAUUGUGAGAGGUUAA
Molecule: messenger RNA, 398 nt
Organism: Teleopsis dalmanni
Lineage: Eukaryota; Metazoa; Arthropoda; Insecta; Diptera; Diopsidae
Exons: 3
Coding region: 30-398 (122 amino acids)
Source: RefSeq, a predicted model, not a curated record